Molecule: messenger RNA, 969 nt
Organism: Alternaria ethzedia
Lineage: Eukaryota; Fungi; Ascomycota; Dothideomycetes; Pleosporales; Pleosporaceae
Exons: 2
Coding region: 1-969 (322 amino acids)
Source: RefSeq, a predicted model, not a curated record
AUGGGCCGACGAGCACCACCCAAAAUGUCCACCACACCCCCCAAAACCGGCCUGCCCACCACCCGCCGCCUCCACACCCCAAACUUCUCCACAACCCCUCUCCACGCAGAAGCCCUGUCAAACAUCUACGCCCCCAUCAGCAAAAACCUUUUCCUCUCCAAGCCGCCCUCCUGGAAAACAGACUCCGUCGCCUCGCCCCCAAAAUGGAAGGGCGAAAAACACAUUUUCAAAGACUCCGCUUACUACACCCUCGACCCCCGCGGCAUACUCCCCUCCAAAAAGCUAGAAGCAAGAGGAUUAGUCGAAAUGCCCUUCCAAGCCCCCACCACAUUCCCCCGCCUCCUAAUAAAAAAGACCGAAUACCGCGACGGCCCCAUAUACCCUCAAUUCGGCGAUUUCCGCAUCGACAAACUGAUUCGGUAUGAGAAGGUCAAUGUACCGGCUAGUUGCUCUUCCAUCGGCACAAGCUGGGCAAGACAACGUAUUCAAGGCGCGGGAUUAGUACCGGAAAUGGGCAACAUACUGUCUAAUCCAAGUAUCAGGAAAGAGCAGUUUCCGGCGCCGUUUUGCGAGCUGCCGGAUGAGCAGUUUAGGAUGUGGUUUGUGAGGAAUAUGGAGAUGUUGGGGUGGGGGGAGUGGGAGGCGGGGGUUGAGGCGGAGAGGGUGUUGGGGAGGGGGGAGGGGGUUGUGGUUGAGGAGGGUGUUGAGGAGAAGGAGGAUGAUGAGAGGUGUUUGAGGUGUCCUUUGGCGAGAGAGAUUAGGGUGAGGUUGGGUGAGAUAGAACGGAGGAAGAAGGAGAGACGGCAGGGCAAGGUUCAGAGGGCGGUGGAGAGGAAGAGCAGGUGUGAGGAAGUGAGGGAUGAUGUUUCCUUGUCGACAAUGGAAGAGGAACCCGUGAAGCAGGGAAGAUACCCCGUUGAACGACGCGGAAAGUGGAGUUGGAUAAAGAAGUUCUUUUGGUGGAGAUGA